Messenger RNA from Brugia malayi, 444 nucleotides. RefSeq lists its product as uncharacterized. NCBI's taxonomy places the organism in Eukaryota, Metazoa, Nematoda, Chromadorea, Rhabditida, Onchocercidae. The record is from RefSeq and is a predicted model, not a curated record. The transcript is spliced from 2 exons. Bases 1 to 444 code for a protein of 147 amino acids.
AUGUCCACAGAGAAUUCGAAUGCUCGGAAUUCACCCAACUCAAAUCCUUCAAGCGGAGAUUUUUUAAUAGAAAUUUCCGUCCCUGUCUGUAUUAAUAUUCCUGCAUCUAACGAAGAGGAAACAAGAAACUCGGGAAAGGAUUCCGAGAACCUUCUUGUGAGAGAUGCUAACCCCGUUAAGGAGCAGAAAAAUAAUGAAGCAGGGCAUCGCGACACAGAAUGCAAUGCGAUUGCUAUGAAUGAUGCUUCAAAAAUUGAUAUACCACCACGUGGUCGUAGCUUGAAGAAGGAGAAUCCAACUACGCGUCGCGAUCGUGAAAAUUCGCCACCCUUGCUCAUGAGAAGUGCAAAAGGUACUGUCGUGCACAAACGAUUCAUGAUAUCUCGCCGUAAACCCACUCCACACCCGACCCUAUAUCGAAUCCAACAGGGUUUUGAUGAAUAA